UUCUUUUAAGAAACGGUCGCGAGGCAGCAGUGUGUAUUAUUUUUGUACCUGUAAUAAGUUGUUUGAAUAGUGACCAAGAGCGACUCGUAAAAGAAAAUGAAUCAUAUACAGUUAAAUAUCAUCGUCAAAUUAGAAGCCAUGUUUUCUCAAUCUAAAGAUGAUGUGAAGCUGGAAUGGAUGUACAAAGGUCCAAAUGCAACAGUCGAUCGUGAAGAAUAUCUUUUGGGUAGAGCAGUAGAUAAAACACUAGAACAACUUAAUGAAGAAGAAAAACAAAAACAACUUGGUUUAGCUCAACAACCUAAGAAUCAUGUAGAACACGAAUGCAUCCCUCCUUCCAUAAGAGACUAUAAGAAACAACAAUUAUUAGCUGAACAAGUCGACAUUCAAAAUAAGCUACAGGAAGAUCCAUUAAUAGCUAUUAAAAAGAGGGAGGAAGAAUGUAGAAGACAAUUCUUGAAUAACCCUGUGCAACUAAAAAAAUUGCAAGAAGCACUAGUGGCUAAGAAAAAUCUGAAAAAAGAUAAGAAAAAGAAAUCUAAGAAAAAACAUGCCAGUAGUGAUUCUGAUAGCGACAUCGAUUCUAAACUAGUUGAAAAACUGAAGUUAUUAAAAAGGUUUCCUACAAAACUGUCUUUAGAGUUGAAGCUUAAGAGUAAAAAAAAAGUAAAAUCUGAAGAAGAUAGCAUUCUUGAUACUAUAUUAAUGCACAAAUUUAAUGCAUUCAAAUCAAAAUUGUCUGAUGAAGAUAUGCAAGACAUUUUGGCAGGUAAAAUUACAGACAGUGAAUCAGAUAGCAUUAGUGAUAAGGAAGAAAAUGAUGCUGUAGAUACAAAAAAAAGAAAGAAAAACAAAAAAAAAGAUAAAAAGAAAAACAAAAGGCAACAUAAAAGAUAUGAAAAUGACAGUGACAGUGAAAAGAAAGACAGGAUUAAAAACAAAUCCACUAAAAAGCACAAAAGUGAUUUAUCUAGCAGUUCCUCAGAUUCAGAAGAAAGUAAUUUCAAAAAGCAAGCUAAGAGUAAUCAUACACAGAGGCCCAAAGAAAUAACUAAAGGAAAAGAAGAGCAAACUACUAGUAAGGUUUCAGAACACAGACAAAAUAUAAAUUUUAAUAAAAACCACAAAAAUACAAAUCCAAAUUCACCUUUAAUUAAGAAUUAUUCUAGUUUGUUUAAGGAAAAUAUGUCAUAUAAAGAUAGUUCAAGGCAUUAUUAUAAGAAUUCUGAUAAAAAUGAAAAUAACAGAUCCAAAAGAAAAAGUGAAUCCAGUCAUGGAAAGAAAGGCCAGAAUAAAGGAAGGGAAAGCUCUAGUGAUAAUGACCAAAAUGAGAAAAGGAAAAGACUACUAUCAGAUAAAGAUUUAGAAACCAAAAAGGAUAACACCACUAGGGUUAAAUCUUCUAACAAAAAAGACACACGAAUGUACCCUGAAAAUCCAUACAAUUCACGAAAGUACAGUGAUAGUUCAUCAAAAGGAUAUCCUGAACUAAAGUCAUCUAAACAAAGUUAUCAGUCAUCAGAUUCAAAUUCUGAUUCAGAUUCGAAAAAUAAAAAACGCAAUUAUGGUUUAAUAAGUGGCGAUGGUAAAAGGCUAAAAUCUACUACAAAGAUAAAACAUUUUAAUGAACAAAAAAGUACUUCCAUAAAGUCGCCAGAAUUAAGGGAAUCUUCUGAUAAACGUUCUGGAAGGCCUAAAUGUAAAGAAUUAUCACGUGAAGAAAGAGAAAAACGAAUAAAAGAAAUGAUGGCCAAUGCUGCUUGGAGGGACAAAGAAAGAGCUGAAGCAGUAAGGAUUCAUAGGGAAAGUGAAUCCAAUCAGUCCAAAAUACCUGAUGAAUAUAACCCCGAGUUUCUUCAUAAAGAAUUACUGAAAUCUGCUAAUUCUGCUAGUGUUGAAAGUAGAAUCAAAGCUAACGUUAACAAUAUUCAGAGAUCCAGUAGAGAUAUGAGUAGUAAUUUUUCUAAAAGGAAUUAAAGAAACUUCGACUGUUUAGACUGGUUUCAUUCUCAAACUGAAAAUGAUGUUGGAAUAUAAUAGGUAGACGAGAAAUGAUAAUAAAGA
Molecule: messenger RNA, 2064 nt
Organism: Agrilus planipennis (emerald ash borer)
Lineage: Eukaryota; Metazoa; Arthropoda; Insecta; Coleoptera; Buprestidae
Exons: 5
Coding region: 97-1977 (626 amino acids)
Biological process (GO): mRNA splicing, via spliceosome
Cellular component (GO): U2-type spliceosomal complex
Source: RefSeq, a predicted model, not a curated record